AGCACCGCCCGUCGCGUAGCGAUGACGUCACGCGGCGCGCGGCGGGGCAGGGAUGCACCGGCGCGGGGUGGGCGCGGGUGCCAUCGCCAAGAGGAAACUCGCGGAGGCAAAGUACAAGGAGCGAGGGACGGUCCUGGCCGAAGACCAGCUGGCCCAGAUGUCCAAGCAGCUGGACAUGUUUAAGACCAACUUAGAAGAGUUUGCCAGCAAACACAAGCAGGAGAUCCGCAAAAAUCCUGAGUUCCGAGUCCAGUUCCAGGAUAUGUGUGCCACAAUCGGAGUGGAUCCUUUGGCAUCCGGUAAAGGAUUCUGGUCAGAGAUGCUGGGAGUUGGAGACUUUUACUAUGAGCUGGGUGUGCAGAUUGUGGAAGUUUGCCUGGCUCUGAAACACAGGAAUGGAGGUCUGAUAACGCUGGAGGAACUUCACCAGCAGGUGCUGAAAGGAAGGGGGAAGUUUGCUCAGGAUGUCAGCCAGGAUGAUCUCCUCCGUGCAAUCAAGAAACUGAAGGUCUUGGGGAGUGGCUUUGGGAUUAUCCCUGUUGGUGGAACAUAUCUGAUCCAGUCUGUACCAGCCGAACUGAACAUGGAUCACACAGUCGUCCUGCAGCUGGCAGAGAAAAAUGGCUACGUGACAGUCGGUGAGAUCAAGUCCAGUCUGAAGUGGGAGACGGAACGCGCAAAGCAGGUGCUGGAACACUUGCUGAAGGAGGGAAUGGCCUGGCUGGACACGCAGGCAGCAGGAGAACCUCAGUACUGGCUGCCUGCUCUCUUUACCGAGCUGUACUCCCAGGAAGUCACUCCGGAGGAAGCCAAGGAGGCGAUACCCUGACUGCUGGGUGCUGCGCCCAUGUCCAGCCCUUCCUGCGAGGUCACUGCGUAUCACAAACACGGACAGCGGACUCCAAAUAAAAGUUUUGUAAAAAGUCUCUAGAGUCUGGAAAGUUUAACAGGACCAAUUUCCAUACUCGCUUACUUCUGCAUUUUCUCCUCUGUUGCGGGUGGAAAUGCCACUCACCAGACAACUAAUUACCUCGUCACAGCAAGAGGAAAGUUAUCUACGCUGCUACUGCGACUGCAGCCUUGGAGUGUGCAAGAGUGACUCUGGCUAAAGGAUCCCAGAGCCAGG
Molecule: messenger RNA, 1126 nt
Organism: Cuculus canorus (common cuckoo)
Lineage: Eukaryota; Metazoa; Chordata; Aves; Cuculiformes; Cuculidae
Gene: SNF8
Product: SNF8 subunit of ESCRT-II
Exons: 8
Coding region: 53-829 (258 amino acids)
Biological process (GO): protein transport to vacuole involved in ubiquitin-dependent protein catabolic process via the multivesicular body sorting pathway
Cellular component (GO): ESCRT II complex
Source: RefSeq, a predicted model, not a curated record